Molecule: messenger RNA, 1584 nt
Organism: Rotaria socialis
Lineage: Eukaryota; Metazoa; Rotifera; Eurotatoria; Philodinida; Philodinidae
Source: the annotation of a GenBank genome assembly
AUGAGUAGUCCACGUAAAUUCGCUGAGAAAAUCGCUCUUAUUCAACAGAAACAAGCGGAAGGUGACGCAGCAUUUAAGACAAUUAUUAAUGAAGUCGAAGCUGCUAAAAACGGAGCAGAUCGUGCGUCAACAAUAACAUGUAAAUUGGAUGCACCAGUGCGAAGAUAUGAAAUAGCGAAUGGGAUAAAUAAUUCAGAUAAUUAUACUUAUAUCAAUCAAUGCAUGAAAAAUGAAAAUGGCAAUAGUUCCAAUCGAUUAUUAUUACCACCUGAUAAUUCAUCAUGGCGACGAGUUCAUUCGGAUCCAUCGCUUCAUCAAACUGUGAUGCCAAUAGCUAUUGCACAAUAUCAUGCUCAAAUUGAUAAUGAAGAUAAUAAUCAACAGUUGAACUAUGAUAAUAAUGAUAUUAAAUUUGAUACCAACAUAUACGGUGGUGAACUUCCAAGUUCUCAUCUUUUGCAAGUGUCGAAUUCACAAUUUCAAACUCAACACUAUUACGAUUUAAAUAAUAAUAAUUAUGCUAAUAAUAACGUCAAUGUCUUUUAUCAAUCACCACAAACUCUGUCUAUUCCACAACAAACUAUUGCAUCUUCAACAAAUAAUACUCAACAUGCUGGUUUAAGUCUACGAUAUAGUAGCGGAAAUACAAGUUCAAAUGAUCUUUUGUUACCACCUAAUCAGCAGGCACGUGGUAAUGGUGGCUCAUUACCUGAUUUACGUAUUGGAAGUACCUAUAAUACUCAACAAAUAUCAUUUCCAACAGUACCAUCAUCCUCAACGCCUACAGCCCAACCAUAUUUUCGUUCGUCUUCACCACAACAAAAUAACGAUGCCGAUUUAUUUGCAUUGUGUCCACAACAACAACAACAACAACAACAAUUAAUAUCAAGAAUAGGUCCAUUGAAACAAAGUUCAAGUAUGCGUCGACGUCAUAGUCCAAUUGGCGAUCAUAAACAAUCGUCACCACGUCGACAACAUUCACCAUCACCCGAUGUUUCCACAAAUCAGCAGAAUCAUUAUCGAAUGGAGCCACAAAGUCCUCAAUCUCAACCCAGUUAUUCACCGCAAAACUCUCCAAAUUUCUUGCCAAGUCCCAGUAAUGAACUGACACCAUUUUCACCGCCACAGCAACAACAACAACAACAGUCUACAGAUAAUCAGAAAACUUAUUUUACAUUACCGAACCAAUUUGAUCAAAUUACGUUGGAAAAUAAUUUUUAUGCUCAACAAAAACCAUCUUCACCUUCAUCACAACAACAACCACAGCAACAACAACAACAACAAAUGAAUUUUUAUCCGUUAUUCAUGGAUGAUAUGUCAUUGCCGUAUUCGCAUAAUCAAACAGCAAUGAAUAUAACGACAACCAAUCAGAAAAGUCCAACUAUUCCAAAUAUAAUUUUAACAGAUGUUGAUAGUUCAAAGUUAGAUUUAUCGAAAGAAUUGGACAAUGAUUUUCCAAAUUCAUUUGAUAAUUUACUUGACUCAACUGAUUUACAGUUGAAUCCCGAUGAUUUCUUGCUCAAUGCGGCUGAUCUUUCCAUUGAUCCAAUUAAUUGUGAUGAUACAUUUUGUAUGGAACGCUAA